AUGUUGCCACCUGUUGCAACGAGUCCAGUGCCUAUGCCGUCACCGACUUGGGUAUCGUUUGAGUCACCAUCGCCAGCAAGACCAACCUUUCAUAUGCCUACGCCGCCAGCAACUGAGUCUCACCUUGCGUCACCCAGUGGACAGAGCUUCCAGGUUGCUUCGCCAAGUGUACAGAGCUUUCAUGUCGCAUCGCCUAUGAGGCAAGGCUUCCAUGUGCCUUCUCCUACUGCGCAAGGUUUUUGUACCGACAUACGUCCUCCACCAGGCUUCCACAUCGAUGCCACUCUUGGACGAAACUUCUUGAAUGAUACGCCGCCAGGCUUCCAGCAUAGCACACCUGCUCAUGGAUUCCAUCCUCCUCCAUUAGAGUAUCGACAUGACUCUCCCUCUGCUCACAAUUUUGUCAAUGCGCCACCACCAAACAUGCGCUUCCCAUACAACCAACCCGACUUGCCAGCCGUCCCAGGUUUGAGUAUGGAAGAGAUGCAACGCAACAUGACUCAACUCCCAGGCGUGAGUGUUGAGGAUGUGCAGCGACAAAUGAGUGCGUUGCAAAUGCAAAUGAGUCAUCGCUACUUACGCGUGAGGGCAGCGGAAGAAGCAGCCAUUUCAUGGCAGAUGAAUCAGCAACUGCAACGACAAGGUCGGCAGUGGCAACAGCAAGCGCAGUGGUUUCAUCAGCAACAGCAAACGCAGCGUAUGCUUGAGCAGCAGAUGCGACAACAACGACAGCGUCGUCAGCAACCUGUACCACAACCAAUGGUGGAAGGACCUGGGUGA
This is a messenger RNA of Protomyces lactucae-debilis, 780 nucleotides long. RefSeq lists its product as uncharacterized. The record is from RefSeq and is a predicted model, not a curated record. The coding region runs from base 1 to 780 and encodes 259 amino acids. The transcript is spliced from 2 exons. Lineage: Eukaryota; Fungi; Ascomycota; Taphrinomycetes; Taphrinales; Protomycetaceae.